Messenger RNA from Prunus avium (sweet cherry), 550 nucleotides. Lineage: Eukaryota; Viridiplantae; Streptophyta; Magnoliopsida; Rosales; Rosaceae. The record is from RefSeq and is a predicted model, not a curated record.
AUGCAUAAUUGAUGUUAACGUGUUGUAACUUCUACAGUUAUUAUGAUACCUUCCUGAAGAACUACCAAGAGCUUGCAAAAACACGCAAUUGGAAGCAACCACUGCUUGUUUCACUGUCCUAUUCUGUACAAAUAUUGGAUGAAGGUGUACCGGUCACUCCACAUGACAUUCUGGUGGAUGCGCUUGUGUCCCCGGCAGGUGUUAUUCCCAUCAGCCCAGCAGCUUUAGACAGGAUGAGGCCUUGAUAACAAAACUAGAAGCUUUCGUCUUAGAUCAGAUCCUCUUGGAGUUGGACUCUGGCUUCCCCUUGAUCUGUUAAAGGAAAUAAUCUUGGUCUGCCUGAGAUACAGGGCUCGGCCAGCGUCAUCAAAUGAAUCCGCGAAGUUCUGGUCCUCUGGUACAUCAAAGUUAUUGUUUUUAGAAUGAGGAUGUUCUUUUCCUGUAUUCUUCUUCUGCUUUUCUGCUGAACUAUUUUAAUUCCAUGAGUUUAUGCAUCUGUCGAAGAGGUCCCAUUUGAACUCUCAAAUUAAGGGUACCUGACCUCUAUCUG